This is a messenger RNA of Brugia malayi, 879 nucleotides long. RefSeq names its product Major intrinsic protein (gene Bma-aqp-7). Gene Ontology annotation, molecular function: glycerol channel activity; water channel activity. The record is from RefSeq and is a predicted model, not a curated record. The transcript is spliced from 7 exons. The coding region runs from base 1 to 879 and encodes 292 amino acids. Gene Ontology annotation, biological process: glycerol transmembrane transport; water transport. NCBI's taxonomy places the organism in Eukaryota, Metazoa, Nematoda, Chromadorea, Rhabditida, Onchocercidae. Gene Ontology annotation, cellular component: basolateral plasma membrane; plasma membrane.
AUGAUGGAUUCACCACUGGAAAAAGCUCGACGAAUAUUCCACAUUGAAAAUCGCACUGUAGUUAAUUGUUUAUCCGAAUUCUAUGGCUCUUUACUAUUACUGUUUCUUGGAAUCAGUAUAGUACAUCAAUUCGAUUUAUCUCAUAAACAGUUGAAUACAUGGAUGCAAAUCAAUCUUGGAUGGGGAUUUACGAUCAUGUUCUGUGUUUAUACCUGUUCAAAGACAUCAGGAGGACAUCUGAAUCCAGCAAUUUCGCUAAUGUUUUAUACUCUUGGAAAAUUGCCUCUCUCACAUUUUUUUUACUAUAGUAUCGUGCAAGUUCUUGGCGCUUUUGUCGGCACAGCAUUUGCGUAUACUGUUUAUCUAGAUCAAACUCAUCAUGUAUUGGGUGAUCUUCGCAUUGUAGCAGGUCCGAAUGGUACAGCUGGAUUGUUCACGUCAAUGCCUGCGCCUCACGUCUCAAAUACGAUCGCAUUUUGGGAUCAAUUUGUUGGUACAGGAUUUUUGGCUCUUUUUGCAUGUGUGAUCACGGACAAACGUCUAGAAAUUCCAUUUGCAAUUCAUCCACUUCUUAUUGGAUUAGUUGUUGCAAUGAUUGGUAUGGCAUUUGGAAUGAAUCUUGGAUAUCCUAUUAAUCCUGCUCGAGACUUUGCUCCACGUCUUUUUGCUGCUAUGAUCGGAUAUGGUUGGGAAGUUUUUAGUUAUCAUAAUUACUAUUUCUGGAUUCCAAUAGUGGCACCGUUCUUUGGCGCAAUUGCUGCAGCUUGGUCAUAUUUCAUCUUCGUUGGCUUUCAAAUUCCAGAUCAACCGCCCAGUUAUAUGAAGGAAAAUAAAACCGAUGGUGAUGGCAUUCCUUUGAAAACUACAGAUCUUGCAUAA